Messenger RNA from Dromiciops gliroides (monito del monte), 6163 nucleotides. RefSeq names its product cannabinoid receptor 1 (gene CNR1). The transcript is spliced from 2 exons. Gene Ontology annotation, biological process: G protein-coupled receptor signaling pathway. The record is from RefSeq and is a predicted model, not a curated record. Bases 401 to 1822 code for a protein of 473 amino acids. Gene Ontology annotation, molecular function: cannabinoid receptor activity. Lineage: Eukaryota; Metazoa; Chordata; Mammalia; Microbiotheria; Microbiotheriidae. Gene Ontology annotation, cellular component: membrane.
CACGAUCAGCGACACCGCCUCCCUCUCUUCUUUGCCUUCUCCUCUUCGCUCCUCUUGGACUCACUCGCCUCUUACCUCCCCUCGUGCCUGGGGCCCUGGCCCUAGCCUGGGGCGGGGCGCCUUCAGUACUCCCUGCCCUGGGGUAGGGGAGUCUAUAGAAUAAGUGUGGGAUCUUUCAUUCUAGCUAAGAAGCCUCCAUCCACAACGUUUGUCAGGAGCCCCAGAGGGACUGAGGGUACCGGAUCCCCCGCGGAGGACCAAGGAAUGAGAAGGGUAAGGAUUGGGAGAGUUCCACCGGCAAUACUUUUCUGCUUCCCGCCCCUGUGGCGCUGACCAGGGAUUUUCUCCCCUGUGUUUCUUCUGGGUCUGUUCAAAAUUUGCAUAAUUGAAGACAGGGGUUAUGAAGUCCAACCUAGAUGGCCUCGCGGAUACCACCUUCCGGACCAUCACGACAGACCUCCUUUACGCAGGCUCUAACGAUAUUCAGUACGAAGAUAUCAAAGGCAACAUGGCAUCCAAACUAGGCUACUUCCCACAGAAGUUCCCUUUAACUUCUUUUAGGGGUAGUCCAUUCCAAGAAAAAAUGACUGCAGGAGAUAAUCCCCAGUUAAUUCCAUCAGACCAGAUAAAUAUCACAGAGUUUUACAACAACAAAUCCUUGUCCUCCUACAAGGAUAAUGAGGAGAAUAUCCAGUGUGGAGAGAACUUCAUGGACAUGGAAUGCUUCAUGAUUCUAAACCCUAGUCAGCAGCUGGCCAUCGCGGUAUUGUCCCUCACGUUGGGCACUUUCACAGUCCUGGAGAACCUGUUGGUGCUGUGUGUCAUCCUCCACUCCCGUAGCCUCCGCUGCCGGCCCUCCUAUCACUUUAUCGGUAGCCUGGCGGUGGCAGACCUGCUGGGAAGUGUCAUUUUUGUCUACAGCUUUGUCGACUUUCAUGUAUUCCACCGGAAAGAUAGUCCAAAUGUAUUCUUGUUCAAAUUGGGUGGAGUGACGGCCUCCUUCACGGCCUCCGUUGGCAGCCUCUUCCUCACGGCCAUUGACAGAUACAUAUCUAUUCACAGGCCACUGGCUUAUAAGAGGAUCGUCACCAGACCCAAGGCUGUGGUAGCGUUUUGUGUCAUGUGGACCAUCGCUAUUGUGAUUGCUGUGCUCCCUCUUCUAGGAUGGAAUUGCAAGAAGCUCCAGUCAGUUUGCUCAGACAUCUUUCCUCUUAUUGAUGAAACCUACUUAAUGUUCUGGAUUGGCGUCACUAGUGUUCUACUGCUGUUCAUUGUGUAUGCUUACGUUUAUAUAUUGUGGAAAGCACAUAGUCAUGCAGUGAGAAUGAUCCAACGAGGCACUCAAAAGAGCAUCAUUAUUCACACAUCAGAGGAUGGCAAGGUGCAGGUCACUAGGCCUGACCAAACCCGCAUGGACAUCAGGUUAGCCAAAACCCUUGUCCUAAUCCUGGUGGUCCUGAUUAUAUGCUGGGGUCCACUGCUGGCCAUUAUGGUCUAUGAUGUCUUUGGGAAAAUGAACAAACUCAUUAAGACAGUGUUUGCUUUCUGCAGUAUGCUCUGCUUACUGAAUUCUACCGUGAACCCUAUCAUAUAUGCUCUGAGGAGCAAGGACCUGAGGCAUGCUUUCCGGAGCAUGUUUCCCACUUGCGAAGGCACAGCACAGCCCCUGGAUAACAGUAUGGGGGAAUCCGACUGCCCGCACAAACAUGCAAAUAGUGCAGGCAAUGUUCACAGGGCUGCUGAAAGUUGCAUCAAGAGUACAGUUAAGAUUGCCAAAGUAACCAUGUCUGUGUCCACGGAUACCACAGCCGAGGCGUUGUGAGCUGAAGACUUCUCAGCCACAUUGGGAGAAAAGAAAUUAGGUUAUUUUUGUUUGUUUGUUUGUUUAUUUGUUUGUUUAAAGGAGUCUAUCCUCUCAUGUUUUUGAAUUUUUGAACCAUGUUCAGUUGAAAGGUAAUUGUCACAAUGCUCAUUAGUCAUUUUAAACAAUGAGAAAUUAAAACACAACUCUUCACAGGUUUUACAAUUAAGAAAGUUGGUUGGUUGAUUUUUUUUUUCUUAAAGCAUGUUACUUGAGUCACCUGUGUUUGACUAAAUAAAGGAAAAAGUUCCAGUGAAAUAAAUGGAAAACUUGUGGGGGAACAUGAUCCAAACGUUAUGUAGCUGUUUGAAAAAUUCCAUCAAACGAGUAAAGCCUUUGUAACCAUAACUUUCAUGCUAUUGUAAAAUGUAUUUGAUGUCUAUAAGUAACAGAGGUUUCCGUUUUCCCCCCCUAAAAGCUGCAGUACAGAAUUAGAGCUAUUUUGUAAAACUGUAUUGUCCUGUGAACUGUGUACUGAUGUUUAUUACAUGUUAUUUAUAUUUGUCUAGUUGGGCAAUAUAGAAAGAUACAGACUUGUAUGGAAACAAAACAGAAUAUGCAGUGGAUAAAUCCCAGUGAAAACCCUUAUUUGCCAAUCAUCCAUAUAAUGACUUUAGAAAUCUUACACUUUAUUGUCUCCAAUAUUUUCAUUCUUUCUUUUAACAUUUCAAAUACCCCUAACCCUUAAUUUUCCUGUUAACACAACAUAAGCAUAAUAGGAGUAUAAAGAUCCAUUCCCUAUAGUGAACAACAUUCAUUGAUCCCCAACUUUCAACUUGAAAUUGUAAUUUUGAGUUCUAGAGUAAUUCAGUUUGCAUUUUCUUAUAAGGACAUUUCUUAUGACAGGGUCUUCUGGACUAUUGCUAUUUGGUUGUAUAAUGUAUGACUCCAAGAACCGAAGAACAAAGGAUUAAUGGCUACUUUUAACAACACCUAAUUUUUUUCCUUAAGUCUUUAGCUAUCCCCAUAUCUCUUAAGACAGCAUGUGUCAAUCUUAAUGUAAGGUGUUAUCACUGUGCCGUUGAUGUAUACUUGAAGAGUAUUGCAUUUUUAUAUUCCAGGAUUAAGUAGAUUCUCUGCCUAGGAGGCCAAACAAGAGUCUUCAUUUAUUUUAAUUGAAAAGAAAUAUUGUCUGGAUUAGCAAAAGUACACUACGUGAGUGUGAAUUUCUGUGUGUGUGUGUGUGUGUGUGUGUGUGUGUGCAUAGGCCGUAAAUGUGUGUGUGUGUGUCACAGUGAUAUUAUAAAGUUAGAAAACUGUGGCUAGGUUUAAAUCGUAUUACUUGUUGCGCUCUUUGCACAUGAAUUCAGUUUCUAAAAUUGAGUUCUUUUCAACAUCUUGGUUAAUGAAACUACAGAUUGCAAAAAAUCAGAAAAUUUUCAUCCACUUUGAGAAAGUAUGUCAAGCACAUGUCAAGAACAACACUUAACAAGGAGCAAUUGAUUAAAUAUAAUUCAAUGAAAAAUCCUGUACUUUCAGUGCUAAAGAAAAACAUUCUAAUUUCCCAACUUGGAGCACAGAACAUUAAAAAAUAUAAGGAGGCAGCAUGGUAGAAUGAAUGGAUAAAGAGAUGGCCUCAGAUCCAGGAAGACAUGGGUUCAAGGAUCUUUUGACAUACUGGUUACAAGAUGCUGGAUAAGUUACUUAAGCUCUGAUCAUGCUAGGUAAAUAUAGAAGAUGAUAAACUGCAGACUAGCUGCCUACCUGCAUUGCUGGAGGGAAUUUCCUCAUUUGGGAGUUAUAUCCCCAUCUAUCUCUAGGGAGGGAGGCAGGCCUCAUUAUAAAAAGAUGAACAUGCCACAGUAAACUUGAAACCAUUAAAAAAAAAAGUAAUGGUUCAUCUAGCCCUUGUGAAUCCUAGUUUUAAUGACACUAAAGGGAUCUCAGGCCUUUCUCAAAUCCACCUCUAAUGAGGCAUGACUACUCGUCACAGCCUACAUGGCACAAGGAGAUAGUAGGCUGGGCAGUUUAUUUAGAUACUGAAGAGAUGUUCUUGAUUAUUGGAGCCUGACUCGCUUUUGGAACCCAAAUUCAGCAAGAUCACCUCUCUCUUUUGCCCAGAUUCACUUGGUAGAUGCACAGACCUCUCUGUCUUGCAUUUCCUGUGCAAACUCCACUUUUAUGAGACCACUGUCCUAAUCCUGGCAGUUGACUGAGAUUUAUUGACAAGUAAAGAUUGGUCAAAAUGAGGCUUUUUUUAGGUCCCAAUAUUUUAUCCCUUCACGGUGUCAUAGGGGCCCAAAAAUGGGUAUUCUGCCAAAAAGAAUGAGAUUUAAGAGGCUGAUAAACCCUGAUGGAUUUUAUUUAUACACAAUCUUCUCUCCUUCCAGAGACAAAUCAUUACUCCUGCAGCACCCUGAGGCUAGGUCUGUACAGCACAAGGUGAAGUGGAAAGUUUAAAAUUAUCUGGUGGAUUCAGUAAAAAAAAAAAGUUUCUCUACUAGUCUUUAAGUCCCUUCCCCUAUUCUCCCAUCUCACAAUUAUGAUCUCUGAUCAAACUUCUCUGUGGACAAAACUGGAAUUGGCUGUCUUCAUAGACCAGAUUGCCUCAAAGUCUCUAAGUGCAGAUGAGACCCUAGGGUGCUAUGGUAAUAAUAAUUUCUCUGGAGAAGAAGAGAAGGUUGACUUAUGAAUAAAUUCUGCUAGGGCCUAAUAGCCCUUUAAAAAAAAUAACCAUUCUUUUGCCCUGAAUUGUUCAAAGUGGUUAUCUGUACAGCUCAGAAUUCACCAGGUAGCUAGCUACCAACUCUCUUCUCUGUUAUGAAACUCUGUCCUCAGUGAAAUUGAGUGGGAGAAGGAAUUGGAGGAAGGCCAAGCUUUAAAAAAAAUAUAUCCAAGAUCCUCUUUUUGAAACUGUGUUCCUGUGAAUUCAAUGCAGAUUUUGUAAAUUUGUUGUGCUUUCAAGAUCUAAAUUGUAUGUAAUAAAUCAAGGGACAAUGGGGCUGUCAGCACUAAACUCGGUGCUUAUCUAUAUAAUAAGAAAUAGCAUCUUGUGUAAGAUACUACCAUGUAUCUGUCACAAUACCUUACAUGCAUACAUUCUAAACCAGUUCUGCACACUUUGCCUUUUUUUUAAUCACUUGCUAAUUCAAGUGACUAAAACAUACUCCCUGCUGAAAAUUGUCACUAGAACGACAAUUAGUUAACAAAUCAGUUCCUUAAGCAAAGCUAGUUUCUUUAAUGUGAGUAUGCUUUAGGUAAAUCUGCUACACAGUCAUCAGCUUUCCAUUGGUGAUUAAAAAUUAUCCAAACAACUCACAGGUCUUAGUCCUAAAUACUUCACCAUUGUGGGCCAUCAUUCAUGAAGGGACAUACUCCCAGUUGACUUUAUUUCUUGUAAGGAACUGACCCAAGCACCGACUUCCUUUGGCCUGGUCUUCACAGCUGCAAUCAACUCAGUAACUGGUUGUCAAGCCCAGAUUUUUUCCAUUAUAUGUACAUAUGUAUAAUGUAAAGGAAACUUGAGGUUUAGGAUGGACUGUCAUGCGGGUUGCUUAUCUAAACACCAGCUAUUUGUUAGGACCCCAUAAAGCUGUGUGAUGGCAUUUUCAGAAGAUUCUGGUACUUCAGAUCACUUCCACAAGUAAUAAGCAACACCAUCCGCUGUGGGAGAAUUUGGCCCUGCUUGAAUAGCGCUGUAGUUAUCAUUCUAUCUGUUCAUUUCAGGUGUUUCAUAUCUGUAAAAGAGACCACCUAUAUCAUGUGCAAAAUUAGACUCCUCAUGAUCUAAUUGUAUAUUUGUAUGAUAUUUUAAGAUCUCCUAAAUGCUGUGCUAAGGCUAAAAUGUUUUUUUUCUUGCACUGGCCCUCUGAUGAAAUGUUCAUGUUACCUAUUGUAACAUAGACAAGACAUUUUUUCUACUGAUUUGGGCUGAAUGUAUGUAAAUAAGUUUUUCAAAAGCCAGGUGUAUAAUCAGUGGCCUAAAAAUCAGUGCUUUUCAGAUAGGGCAGUGUGUUUAAGUCGCUAUGGCCACCUAAAAGCUAUCUUCAGAUAGAUCCCAUGUAUUGAGUGCUGGGGACACAUGAUUCCCCAAGAAGGGAAAUGUUUUCUUGUAAUAAUAAGCAGCUGAGACGCUGAGUUAUCUGAACUUUUAUUUCUAAUGUUUCAAAGUGAAGAACACAACUCUUUAUUGUCUGUAAAUCUAACAUUAUUACUUUCUCUUAGAAGAAUAUUGUAUUGUUAGAUGUUUGUUGAGCUGGUAACAUCCCUGCAACCGCUGCAAUAUCCUUGUUAGUAAUCUGUAUGAAACUUUGUACACAAGUUCUGGAAAAAUUGUCAUUAAAAGUAGCUUCAACCAUUCAA